AUGGAGGCUCCGGCGCAAGAACAAGGUCAAUCCCUACUUCGGAUAACCGGUCCGUCGCAAGAUCAAGAACCCAGAAGGCAACCGAAGACGCCAGCGCAAAAGGCGGUGCGGAAGACCUUCAAGCUAACCGCGCACUUGGCGAACCUCCUCCCCACGGGGACGGUCCUUGCAUUCCAAGUCGUGUCCCCGGUCUUGACCCACCAGGGCAAAUGCCCCACCUCUUUAAACCACACCCUAACCCUAGCCCUCCUCGCCCUCUGUGCCGCCUCCUGCUUCUUCCUCUCCUUCACCGACAGCAUCCGGGACGAGCGUGGCAAGGUCCGGCACGGGAUCGCGACAUUCAAGGGCCUGUUAGUCCUCGACGCGUCGGUGCGGCUCUCGCCCGAGGAGGCAGACAGGUACAGGAUAAGGCUCCUGGACUUGUUGCAUGGGGUCAUGUCGGUGCUGGUCUUCGCGGCGAUUGCGCUGUUCGACCCCAACGUGGUCAGGUGCUUCUAUCCCUCGCCGUCGGAGGAGGCCCGACGGCUCCUCAUGGCGGUGCCGAUCGGGGUAGGGGUGGCGUGUAGCUUGGUUUUCCUCGCGUUCCCGACCAAGCGGCAUGGCAUCGGAUUCCCUCUCACUCGAUGUUGA
Eucalyptus grandis is the source of this 630-nucleotide messenger RNA. Its product is annotated as protein DMP7. The record is from RefSeq and is a predicted model, not a curated record. Lineage: Eukaryota; Viridiplantae; Streptophyta; Magnoliopsida; Myrtales; Myrtaceae. Gene Ontology annotation, biological process: endomembrane system organization. The coding region runs from base 1 to 630 and encodes 209 amino acids. The transcript has a single exon.